Molecule: messenger RNA, 1485 nt
Organism: Jatropha curcas
Lineage: Eukaryota; Viridiplantae; Streptophyta; Magnoliopsida; Malpighiales; Euphorbiaceae
Gene: PRODH
Product: proline dehydrogenase (oxidase) 1
Cellular component (GO): mitochondrion
Molecular function (GO): FAD binding; proline dehydrogenase activity
Source: RefSeq, marked provisional
AUGGCCAUCAAAUCCCUUUCUCCAAAACUUCUCAAAAACCUCCGUUUUUUCAUUAGACCUCUCAACUCCUCCACCUCUUCCUCCUCCAUCUCCGCCAUCUCCUCACUUAACUUGGCUCAAAAACCCGAACCCGCCCUUGCCCCUGCCUCCGCCACGGUAACCAAAGCACCAUCAAUUCUAGAUUUAAACAAUCAUCAAAGCCUUUUCUCCUCUAUACCCACUAAAAAGCUUUUACAUGCUUCUCUUAUCCUUCAAAUGGCGGCUUUAGAGCCUAUAGUUGAUUUGGGCAUGUGGGUUCUGAAUUCGAGGUUGAUGGAGAUGGAAAUCGUACGUAAUGUUAUAUUGGGAGUUGUACGACGCAGUUUUUAUGAACAUUUCUGUGGUGGUGAAAAUAGUUUCGAGGCUGUAAAGUGUGUAAGGAGAUUGAAUGAGUUUGGAUUAAGAGCUAUGAUGGAUUUUGCUGUGGAGUUUACUGUUGAUAAUGAUGCUUGUGAUCGGAAUUUUAAUGGGUUUCUUCAAGCUAUUGAAGCAGCUAAAUCUCUUCCUUCAUCUUCUGUGAGUUCUGUGGUUGUAAAGAUAACAGCAAUUUGCCCUCUGAACCUACUUGAGAGGAUUAGUGAUCAAUUGAGGUGGCAACAGAAAGACCCAUCUUUAAAUCUUCCAUGGAAAGAUGACACUUUUCCAAUUUUCUCUAAUUCAAGCCCUUUAUAUCACACACUAAAAAAACCAGAACCAUUAACCAUUGAAGAAGAAGAAGGUCUUCUCUUAGCCCAACAAAGACUACUCAAACUGUGCGAAAAAUGUGUUGAAGCCAAUUUACCAUUAGUGAUUGAUGCAGAGCACACAGCAGUUCAACCUGCAAUUGACUACUUGACGUAUUUAUCAGCAAUUAAGUAUAAUAAAGAUGACAAUCCAAUUGUCUAUGGAACGAUUCAAGCUUAUUUGAAAGAUGCAAAAGAGAGAUUGUUAUUAGCAACAAAAGCAGCUGAUAAAACGGGAGUUCCUAUGGGAUUCAAGUUAGUAAGAGGUGCUUAUAUGUCAAGUGAAAGAAAAUUAGCAUCUUCUUUAGGAUAUGAAUCUCCAAUUCAUAAUUCCAUUCAAGAAACUCAUGAUUGCUUCAAUGAUUGUGCUUCUUUCUUGCUUGAAACGAUCUCUAAUGGCUCGCAUGGAGUCAUUUUGGCAACACAUAAUGUUGAAUCAGGGAAAUUGGCUGCAAAAAGAGCAAUAGAGUUGGGAAUUGGGACUGGAAAUUAUCAGAAGCUUGAGUUUGCACAGCUAUAUGGAAUGGCAGAAGUGCUUUCUUUGAGUCUAAAAAAUGCAGGUUUUCAAGUAAGCAAGUAUAUGCCUUAUGGACCUAUAGAUACAGUUAUACCAUAUCUUCUAAGGAGAGCUGAAGAAAACAGGGGACUCUUAUCUGCUUCAAGCCUUGACAGAGACCUCUUUAGGAAGGAAUUGACCAGAAGACUAAAAGCUGCAAUCUUUUAG